Molecule: messenger RNA, 2718 nt
Organism: Populus nigra (black poplar)
Lineage: Eukaryota; Viridiplantae; Streptophyta; Magnoliopsida; Malpighiales; Salicaceae
Exons: 4
Coding region: 1-2718 (905 amino acids)
Source: RefSeq, a predicted model, not a curated record
AUGGAGAACGAAGAAAGAGCACAUCUAGAGGCUCAUUGCCAAAGGGAGUUGGAGAGCAUGAAAAAUGAUAUUACACGACUUACAAGUCUACUCGAGCAGGCCCUAGCAUCCAAGUCCGUAGAGAAUACCUCUGCUCAGCCAGCAAUCGCAACUCCAUCUGUAUCUAUGCCAGCAGCUCCUUUUGUAUUCACGUCUCAAAAUUUAAGGGCAAAUCCCUCUUUAUUUGAACAACAGUCCACUACCAAUGUUCCACCAGCACAAGUGCCGGUUACUAUAAACUUGACAGCUGAUGACUCAUAUAUGAUGAAAUUCUCUAAACAAGUUGAUUAUGAGAAGUUGACCGUUCUAGAAGACAGAUUGAGGGCAGUCGAAGGGGCAGACUUAUAUGAUCCUGUUCAUGCUGCAGAGAUGUGUUUAGUUCCAAAUGUAGUUGUACCCAAAGAAUUUAGGGUACCAGAAUUCAUCAAGUAUACUGGAACUGAAUGCCCAGCCAUACAUCUUAAAUCUUAUUGCAAUAAGAUGGCAGAAGUAGUGAAUGAUGAGAAACUUCUCAUCCAUUCUUUCAAGACAUAUAAAUUCAACAUGGAGGUAGCCCCGGACAGGUCAAGCUUGUUAGUCAUGGAGAAGGGCAACAAAGAGACUGUAAGAGAAUACGCUUUGAGAUGGCGUGAAAAAGCAUCUCAUGUUCAACCCUCUUUGUUAGAAAAAGAAAUGGUCACUCUGUUUUCCAACACUUUUAAAUCUCCUUACUUUGAACACCUAGUGGGUAGUUCAGCUCAACAUUUCUAUGAUGCUGUAACUAUCGCUGAGAGGAUAGAACAAGCAAUAAGAAUGGGGAGAAUGUUAGAGCCUACUGAGAAGAAAGGCUUUACUGGGAAAAAGAAGGAUUCUGAGGUGAACAACGUGGAAGGAGUGUAUAAGGGUAAGAAGAAAAAUUACCAUCAUUAUAACUUUCAAAUACCUACCCAACAAGUUGCAAGUGUAAACUUCACUAAGCCUUUCCCUACCAACCAACAAAACCCACCAAAUGACCAACAAAGUAACCAAAUUGUUAAUCCUCCAAGAAAGAACUUUCAAAGAACCCAAGAACGAUUGCCACCAUUACCACUUCCCUUGGGAGAAAUAUAUUCAAAGUUGUUGAGUAUUGGGCAAGUGGCUCCUGUUCCCUUAACCCCACUGCAACCUCCAUACCCAAAUUGGUAUAAGCCGGAUCUGACAUGUGAGUAUCAUGCUGGCAUUGCUGGGCAUAACAUUGAAAGCUUGAUGAAUGGAAAUAAUUACUGUAAGUUUCAUGGCGAGGUGGGACAUCACAUUGAUGAUUGUCAAGAAUUUCACCAGGAAGUGAAAAGGAUGCUGACUUUCGGCAUGAUAAGGAUAGAGAAUGAAGAAGAAAGCAGUGAAGUUGGGAUGAUAGGCCGUCAGGAGAAAAAAGUGGAGGUUUGUAGACUCCAACCAACUGUGGGUGGCCCACCAAAACUAAUCCUGACCAAACCUGUGUGCAUAAAUAGUGGAAGUUAUGGCACAAUGCCUUACAAUUAUGGAUAUUCUUUCAACAUUAAGGAUCCUACUCCUAUCUUCCAUACUGAAAUCGGUGGUUUAACUCGAAGUGGUCGGUGUUUUACACCAGAAGAAUUGGAGAGGCAGAGAAAAGCUAAAGGAAAAGAAAUAGUUGAUGCUUUUAAAGGUAUGGAAGUGAACAAACCUAUAAGUGAAGAUGAGUCUAAUGAAUUUCUGAAGUUGAUGAAGCAUAGUGAGUAUAGUGUGGUAGAUCAGUUGAAGAAAACUCCUGCUAGAAUCUCUUUAAUGUCACUUAUCUUGAGUUCUGAAUUACACCGUAAAGCAUUACAAAAGGUGUUGAAUGAAGCAUAUGUGCCGCAAGAUAUUACUCAGGAUACAAUGGAACAUUUGGUGGGAAGAAUUCAAGCCUCUAAUUACUUAUACUUCACUGAAGAUGAGCUAGACCCGGAAGGGACUGGGCAUAACAAGCCUUUGUACAUCACCGUGAAAUGUAAGGACUGUCUGAUCAGCAAAGUGCUUGUGGAUAAUGGUUCAUCUCUGAAUGUGCUACCAAGGCAUAUGCUAGAUGAGAUGCCAAUUGAUGCUACUUAUAUGAGGCCAAACACUAUGACAGCUAGAGCAUAUGAUGGUUCCCCUAGACAAGUAAUAGGGACCAUUGACAUUGAAUUGUUUGUAGGGCCUCAGAUGUUUUUGGUAACCCUACAAGUAAUGGAUAUACAUCCUUCAUAUAGCAUGUUAUUGGGAAGACCAUGGAUACACGCCUCUGGGGCUGUGACAUCAUCUCUACACCAAUGUCUGAAGUACAUUAUCAAUGGUACUUUAGUGAAAGUUAAGGCAGAAGAAACCUUGUCCAUGAUAAGGAAUGUGUCAGUCCCUUAUAUUGAAGCAGAAGAUUGCAAAGAUGGAAGUCUCCAUGCCUUCGAGAUUGUGAACACUGAAUGGGUACCAGAGAAUCCGGUGCUGAGAAGACCAAUUAUUUCUAAUACUUCCAGAAUGAUAGCUAAGUGCUUUUUGAAACAUGGGCUACCAUUCCAGAAUGCUUCACUUAUUGGAAAUUUUAAGAGAGUCAACAUGAUGAAAGUUAAUGCUGCUUGUUGGAAACCAGGUGACAGGUCGCAUGUUACUGUUCACUUUCUUCCUCAAAAAGCUGCCCGAGUGGCCUUCAAAUCCGACAAAACAUGCACCAACAUGUCCACCUGA